UGUCGACGUUAAAGGCAGCAUUGUCCGAACUUUGAGUGUGGAAAGAAGUCAGUGGAAGAGCUUGUGGCAGUGCUUUCAGAAAAGAGAAGCCUCGGUUCUCUGAAAAAAUCAAGGAUGUGACAAAACUUAAUGUGAAGCACAAGAAAGUGCUCCGAGAAGACCCAGCAUCUUAUUGUCCUAGUCAGAAUCCUUAUAAGACAUUUCUUUUGGAAGAUCUUCAGUCUCUUGGAAAUCAAAACAGAAGUAGGGUCCUAAAGUUUAAGGGACUAAACAUCUCUUGAAAGGAAACAUUCUUGUAGGAAGAGAGGAAUAAAAGAAGCAGAGAAUGAUUAAAUUUUAUCAAAUGAAAGAUUUUUUUCAAAUACGGAAUAAAAUGAGAUGCUUGCGAAAACGGUCCACAGUGUCAUUCUUAGGAGUUCUUGUAAUUUUCCUCCUGUUUCUGAAUUUGUACAUUGAAGACAGUUAUGUUCUGGAGGGUGACAAACAACUAAUAAGGGAAACAUCCACGCAUCAACUAAAUUCUGAACGCUAUGUUCAUACUUUCAAGGAUUUAUCUAAUUUUUCGGGAGCCAUAAAUGUCACUUAUCGCUACCUGGCUGCCACAACUUUACAAAGAAAGCGAUAUCUUACUAUUGGACUUUCAUCAGUGAAGCGAAGGAAAGGAAACUAUUUGCUUGAGACAAUCAAAUCAAUUUUUGAGCAAUCCAGCUAUGAAGAACUGAAGGAAAUUUCAGUAGUGGUUCAUCUAGCAGACUUUAAUUCAUCCUGGCGUGAUAUCAUGGUGCAGGAUAUUACACAGAAGUUUGCCCAUCAUAUUAUUGCAGGAAGAUUAAUGGUGAUACAUGCUCCCGAGGAAUAUUACCCAAUCUUGGAUGGUCUUAAAAGAAAUUACAAUGAUCCAGAAGAUAGAGUCAAAUUUCGUUCCAAGCAAAAUGUAGACUAUGCUUUUCUGCUUAAUUUUUGUGCCAAUACUUCAGACUAUUAUGUGAUGCUUGAAGACGAUGUCCGAUGUUCCAAAAAUUUCUUAACUGCCAUCAAGAAGGUCAUUGCAUCUUUAGAAGGAACUUACUGGGUAACUCUUGAGUUCUCUAAACUUGGCUACAUUGGUAAACUCUAUCAUUCUCAUGAUCUCCCACGACUGGCACAUUUUUUAUUGAUGUUCUAUCAAGAAAUGCCUUGUGAUUGGCUAUUGACUCAUUUCCGAGGUCUGUUGGCUCAGAAAAACGUGAUCCGAUUUAAACCAUCUCUCUUCCAGCACAUGGGUUAUUACUCCUCAUAUAAAGGAACUGAGAAUAAGCUAAAGGAUGAUGAUUUUGAAGAGGAGUCAUUUGACAUCCCUGAUAACCCCCCUGCAAGUCUGUACACCAAUAUGAACGUGUUUGAAAAUUAUGAAGCAAGCAAGGCUUAUAGCAGUGUUGAUGAGUACUUUUGGGGGAAACCACCUUCAAAAGGAGAUGUCUUUCUUAUUGUCUUUGAAAACCCAAUUAUAAUAAAAAAAAUUAAAGUGAAUACUGGAACAGAAGAUCGGCAAAAUGAUAUUUUGCAUCAUGGAAUCCUAGAUGUUGGGAAAAGAAUUAUUCUUAGUAAACAAAUAAGACAAUGCGAUACUUACUUAAGACUAGGGGAAUUCAAAAAUGGAAACUUUGAAAUGUCAGAUGUUAAUCAAAAAAUUCCAUUUGAUGUAUAUUGUAUGAGGAUAUGUGUGACCAAAACACAAAAGGAAUGGCUGAUUAUUAGAAGUAUUAGCAUUUGGACCUCUUAGCCAAUUAAAUCAGAAU
This is a messenger RNA of Fukomys damarensis (Damara mole-rat), 1778 nucleotides long. It is a transcript of the gene Mgat4c, whose product is annotated as MGAT4 family member C. NCBI's taxonomy places the organism in Eukaryota, Metazoa, Chordata, Mammalia, Rodentia, Bathyergidae. Gene Ontology annotation, molecular function: acetylglucosaminyltransferase activity. The transcript has 6 exons. Bases 326 to 1762 code for a protein of 478 amino acids. Gene Ontology annotation, biological process: protein N-linked glycosylation. The record is from RefSeq and is a predicted model, not a curated record.